AUGGGCUCCUUACCAGCAGAUUUUUUUGUCAGCUCAACAGCGUUUACCAAAACCACGCAUAUACACAAGUACAAUGCAAUUGAUCCUACUUCUGUAAGCCUCUUGCAAAAUGGAAAGGUCGUGAUCGUGACUGGAGCCAACCGCGGUUUGGGGCGCAAGUCCUUUGCUACUGCAUUUGCUCGAGCAAACGCUAAAGCUAUUAUUCUGGUUGCUCGCAGUAUUAGCUCCCUAGAUGAUGUUGAAAAAGAUAUCAGUAGGAUCAAUCCUGAUGUACAGGUUCUGAAAGCCGAAGCAGAUAUAACGGAUCUUGCUGCUGUGGAAGAAGUCUACCGCAAGGUCAAGGAUACGUUUGGCACUGUCGAUAUCUUAGUCAAUAAUGCCGGAGCAUUUGUUUCGAACGGAUCUCUGGCUGACGCUGAGGUGAAGGAUUGGUGGAAAGAUUGGGAGGUCAACGUAAAAGGAACCUUCCUCAUGACCCAAGGGUUUUUGAAACUUGUUGGACGUGAAAAAUCGGCUACUAUUAUUAAUCUAGCAACCAGUGGCAGUAUCGGGAUCUAUCCGAAUAUCUCUUCUUAUACUGUGUCAAAAUUAGCGGCCAUCCAUCUGCAAAGAUUUGUUUCUGCCGAGAACCCAAACGUCACGGCGAUGGCUCUUGACCCAUGUUUGGCAGACACAGAUAUGCUACUUGAUGAUUUCAAGACAAUGAACCUGAUUGACUUUGACUUGAUUGGUGGAGCUGCCCUUUGGCUUUCGACAGACCAAGCUAAAUUCAUGAGUGGAAGGCUGUUCAAUGUUACCUGGGAUGUUGAAGAGUUGAUUGAGCGGAAAGAAGAGAUACUCAAGGAAAAUCUCCUGGUGUUUGGGUUUCAAGGAAGACUAGGUAGUGACCAGUUCCAAUGA
Talaromyces amestolkiae is the source of this 900-nucleotide messenger RNA. RefSeq lists its product as uncharacterized. The coding region runs from base 1 to 900 and encodes 299 amino acids. Gene Ontology annotation, molecular function: oxidoreductase activity, acting on the CH-OH group of donors, NAD or NADP as acceptor. The record is from RefSeq and is a predicted model, not a curated record. The transcript is spliced from 3 exons. NCBI's taxonomy places the organism in Eukaryota, Fungi, Ascomycota, Eurotiomycetes, Eurotiales, Trichocomaceae.